AUGGGCAGAGAAGUUGAAAAUCUUAUUCGUGAAAACACUGAAUUGCUUGAAACUAAAAAUGCUUUAAAUAUUGAAGACAAAGCCCAAGGCCGUCGAUUUACUCGUCUCGAAAUGGCUAGAGUUUUGAUGGAAAGAAAUCAAUACAAAGAAAAUUUCUUUGAACUUCAAGAAGCUGUUAAAUUUACAGAAUUGCAAAGAGCGAGAAGGACUACGUCUUCUAAUAAUCAAAAUAAAUCAAUUAUUUGGAGCUUUUUCUCCAAUCUUCUUGGUGACAGCACAUCAACUAGUCAUAUAGGACAAAAUGUGAAAAAAUCCCAAACUAAAAAGAAUAUUCCAUCAUCUCCAUUAACUCAAAGGAAAGCACGUUCUGGAGGAGAUAAAGAAGACAAAACAAAUCAGGACAGAUUUAAUGCUGAAAGGCGACAACAUUACCACGAAGUUAGUCAACAUAUGAAACAAGAAGACUUUCCAACGGCUUAUGGUUGGUCUAUACCCUCAACUAAAGCAGCGGCACAAAAUUUAUCCAUUCCAGUUCCAGUCAAUUGUCGUCCAUUGAUUGAAAAUGCUUCACCUUCACUUAAAAUUUGUUGUGCCGCUUCUUGUUCCCUUCAUGGAGGAUUAAGUAAUGGUGAAUAUAUUGUUGGCGAUCCAAUACUUGGCUGUGAUCCUUAUUUAUUUUUAAAAAAUAAUUUUCAACGAAGUAACAAUGAAAAUGGGGGGAGAAAAUCUAUUGGCGAAAUCAAAAAAUUAAAUGGUUCAGAAUUUUCUCUUUUGGAAUCUUCAAGUUUAGUUUGGAUUUGUAGUUCCAGUGAAAUUCAAAAACCUUUUGUGACUAUUUUGGAUGUUAAUUGUCCAAAUUCAAUACUUGAAGGAUUUGAAAUUAAUGAAAUUGGAGCUAGAAUAUUUUGUAUUGCUAGUGUUUCUGGAAUUCAUUAUUCUGAUAUUCGAAUAACUGAAGAAGGUUUAAAUUCUGAUUCAGAAUUAUGUACAAGAGGAGGUUAUUUUGAAAAGAGCAAAACUUUAAUUGAAUCUAUAAUGGAUUUUGAAUUAUUUGGAUCUGUUGAAUUUAUAAAAUUGCAAUUAUCUACUAAAAAAGGAGAAGGAGAAGCUACUCAAACAUUGAUUUGGGAAGGACAACAAAAAAUGACUUCGCCUUCUAAAAGGAGAAGAGAUUCCAGUAUUAAUGAAUCACUUCAAUUAAAUGAUACUAGUAUUGUUAAUGUUGAAGGAUAUCCAAGCCCUUCUCCUCUUGACAAACUUUCUUUACAUAUCCGAAAUACUCUUAAACGUUAUGAAGCUUUACCUGAUGAGGAUAUUUUAACACUUCCUUUAAUGUGGAUUGGAACAGAAAGCGAAUAUAUUUAUAUUUACUCGUCAGUCAAGGAUUGGAGAAAAUGUUUAAGAUGUAUUAAAAUGCCCGAUGCUGUUCUUUCAAUUUUACAUUCAAAUGGCCGUGUAUUUGUAGCUUUAGCAAAUGGAUGUAUUGCAGUAUUUCACCGAGAUAUGAAAGGUCGUUGGUCUGAUAUUGGUUUUCAUUUAAUGCAAAUAGGGCCGUCAGAUGCUUCUGUCUGUUAUUUACACCAAGUUUAUGGAAAAAUUUGGGCAGCUUGUAAAAAUUGUAUUGUUGUUUUUGAUCCGGUUACUUUGAGGGUUGAUAGUAUUUUCCCUGCACAUCCAAGAAAGGACAGUAAAAUAAGACAAUUUGCACAUUACGGAAGUGGUGUUUGGAUUUCUAUAAGAUUGGAUUCAACAAUUAGAUUAUUUCAUGCAGAGACAUAUCAACAUUUACAAGAUUUGGAUGUUGAAUCUUUUAUUAUAAAAAUGCUUGACUUGGUACUUUUACGAAUUACUUCUCUAAGUAUUUUGGAUAAAAGAAUUUGGAUUGGUAUUGGCUCUGGAAUUAUUGUUUCAAUACCUUUUGGUUGUGAAGAUAAUUCUUCAAAUAAUAAAUCUACAAGUGAAAAAGCAAAAGGACCAGGCCAAGUAAUUAGAGUAAUGAACACAACAGAAAAUGCGGAGGGGGAUAAAACUUCAAUAAUUCCUUUCUGUGAAAUAUCAAAUGCUCAAUUAAGCUUUCAUGGACAUAAAGAUCCUGUUCGUUUUCUAGUCCCUGUACUUGCUGAAGGUUUCUCAGAUUUGACUUACAAUUCAGAACAAACAAAAGCUUAUAUGGUAUCUGGAGGUGACGGAUAUAUUGACUUUCGUUUAGGUAAAUUGGCGAAAAAAGGGAAAAUCUUUUUAAAAAUUUUUACAGGUGAUGACACUUCUUGUGAAGAAAAUACUAACAGUCCAUCUCAAAAUAAUAACAAUUCAAAUGUUAGGGAUAUGUCUCAUUUACUUAUGUGGGAAAAUGAUUGUUCAUUAGAAUGGAUGAAGACUUGA
This is a messenger RNA of Meloidogyne enterolobii, 2382 nucleotides long. Lineage: Eukaryota; Metazoa; Nematoda; Chromadorea; Rhabditida; Meloidogynidae. The record is from the annotation of a GenBank genome assembly.